AUCUUUUAAACUGGGAAGAUUUAUAUUUUAUUUUAAAACUUCUUGAUAUUUACAAUGAAUGGACACAGUGAUGAAGAAAGUGUUAGAAACAGUAGUGGAGAAUCAAGCCAGUCGGAUGAUGAUUCUGGGUCAGCUUCCGGCUCUGGAUCUGGUUCGAGUUCUGGAAGCAGUAGUGACGGAAGCAGUAGCCAGUCAGGUAGCAGCGACUCAGACUCUGGAUCCGAAUCGGGCAGUCAGUCGGAGUCUGAGUCAGACAAUUCCCGAGAAAAUAAAGUUCAAGCAAAACCACCGAAAGUUGAUGGAGCUGAGUUCUGGAAAUCUAGCCCUAGUAUUUUGGCCGUUCAGAGAUCUGCAAUGCUUAAGAAGCAGCAGCAGCAGCAGCAACGUCAAGCUUCAUCUAAUAGUGGAUCAGAGGAGGAUUCCUCUAGCAGUGAAGAUUCCGAUGACUCAUCCAGUGAGAUCAAAAGGAAAAAGCAUAAAGAUGAAGAUUGGCAGAUGUCUGGAUCGGGGUCACCCUCUCAGUCUGGUUCGGAUUCGGAAUCUGAAGAAGAAAGAGAUAAAAGCAGUUGUGAUGAAACAGAAUCAGAUUAUGAGCCAAAAAAUAAAGUUAAAAGUAGAAAACCUCAAAACCGAUCUAAGUCAAAAAAUGGAAAAAAGAUUAUUGGACAAAAAAAGAGACAGAUUGAUUCAUCUGAGGAGGAGGAGGAGGAUGAAGAAGAAUAUGAUAAUGAUAAAAGAAGCUCUCGUCGCCAAGCAACUGUCAAUGUUAGCUAUAAGGAAGAUGAAGAAAUGAAAACAGAUUCUGAUGACCUCCUGGAAGUCUGUGGAGAGGAUGUUCCUCAACCUGAGGAAGAGGAAUUUGAAACAAUAGAACGGUUUAUGGAUUGUCGGAUUGGAAGAAAAGGAGCUACUGGUGCUACUACAACCAUCUAUGCAGUUGAAGCAGAUGGUGACCCAAAUGCAGGAUUUGAAAAAAACAAGGAACCAGGAGAGAUCCAGUAUUUAAUUAAAUGGAAAGGAUGGUCACAUAUCCACAAUACUUGGGAGACAGAGGAAACCCUUAAGCAGCAAAAUGUUAGAGGAAUGAAAAAAUUAGAUAAUUAUAAGAAAAAAGAUCAGGAAACAAAAAGAUGGUUGAAAAAUGCUUCUCCAGAAGAUGUGGAAUAUUAUAAUUGCCAGCAAGAACUUACAGAUGAUCUCCAUAAGCAGUAUCAAAUAGUGGAACGAAUAAUUGCUCAUUCCAAUCAGAAGUCAGCUGCUGGCUAUCCUGAUUAUUAUUGCAAAUGGCAGGGUCUUCCAUACUCAGAGUGCAGCUGGGAAGAUGGCGCUCUUAUUUCCAAAAAGUUUCAAGCAUGCAUAGAUGAGUAUUUCAGCAGGAAUCAAUCAAAAACCACUCCUUUUAAAGACUGCAAAGUAUUAAAACAAAGGCCAAGAUUUGUAGCCCUAAAGAAGCAGCCAUCCUAUAUUGGAGGACAUGAAGGAUUAGAAUUAAGAGAUUAUCAACUGAAUGGUUUAAAUUGGCUUGCUCACUCUUGGUGCAAAGGUAAUAGUUGCAUACUUGCUGAUGAAAUGGGCCUUGGAAAAACAAUACAGACGAUCUCAUUUCUGAACUAUUUGUUUCAUGAACACCAAUUAUAUGGACCUUUUCUGUUAGUAGUACCACUCUCCACUCUCACUUCCUGGCAAAGGGAGAUUCAGACAUGGGCUUCUCAAAUGAAUGCUGUGGUUUAUUUAGGUGACAUCAACAGCAGAAACAUGAUAAGAACUCAUGAAUGGAUGCAUCCCCAGACCAAACGGUUAAAAUUUAAUAUACUGUUAACAACUUAUGAAAUCUUGCUGAAGGAUAAGGCAUUCCUUGGAGGUCUGAAUUGGGCAUUUAUAGGUGUGGACGAAGCACAUCGAUUAAAGAAUGAUGACUCUCUUCUGUAUAAAACUUUAAUAGAUUUUAAGUCCAAUCACCGUCUCCUUAUCACUGGAACUCCUCUGCAAAACUCCCUCAAAGAGCUCUGGUCUUUGCUACAUUUCAUUAUGCCAGAAAAGUUUUCUUCCUGGGAAGAUUUUGAAGAAGAACAUGGCAAAGGCAGAGAAUAUGGUUAUGCAAGCCUCCACAAGGAGCUUGAGCCAUUUCUGUUGCGGAGGGUUAAGAAAGAUGUGGAAAAAUCUCUUCCUGCCAAGGUUGAACAGAUUUUAAGAAUGGAAAUGAGUGCUUUACAGAAACAAUAUUACAAGUGGAUAUUAACUAGGAAUUACAAAGCCCUCAGCAAAGGUUCCAAGGGCAGUACCUCAGGCUUUUUGAAUAUUAUGAUGGAGCUAAAGAAAUGUUGUAACCAUUGCUACCUCAUUAAACCACCAGAUAAUAAUGAAUUCUAUAAUAAACAGGAGGCCUUACAACACUUAAUCCGUAGUAGCGGAAAACUAAUUCUUCUUGACAAACUGUUAAUUCGCCUAAGAGAGCGAGGCAAUAGAGUUCUUAUUUUUUCUCAAAUGGUGCGGAUGUUAGAUAUACUUGCAGAAUAUUUGAAGUAUCGUCAGUUCCCCUUUCAAAGAUUAGAUGGAUCAAUCAAAGGGGAGCUGAGGAAACAAGCUCUAGAUCAUUUUAAUGCUGAAGGAUCAGAGGAUUUCUGCUUUUUGCUUUCCACAAGAGCUGGAGGUUUAGGAAUUAACUUAGCCUCAGCUGACACUGUUGUUAUAUUUGAUUCUGAUUGGAAUCCACAAAAUGAUCUUCAGGCACAGGCUAGAGCUCAUCGAAUUGGGCAAAAGAAACAGGUGAAUAUUUAUCGUCUGGUUACAAAGGGAUCAGUUGAAGAGGAUAUUCUUGAAAGGGCCAAAAAGAAGAUGGUUUUAGAUCAUCUUGUGAUUCAAAGAAUGGACACAACUGGGAAGACAGUACUACACACAGGUUCUGCCCCUUCAAGUUCUACUCCUUUCAAUAAAGAAGAGUUAUCAGCCAUUUUAAAGUUUGGUGCUGAGGAACUUUUUAAGGAGCCUGAAGGAGAAGAACAAGAGCCCCAGGAAAUGGAUAUAGAUGAAAUCUUGAAGAGGGCUGAAACUCAUGAAAACGAAGCAGGACCUUUAACUGUAGGAGAUGAAUUACUUUCUCAGUUCAAGGUUGCCAACUUUUCAAAUAUGGAUGAGGAUGAUAUUGAGUUGGAGCCUGAAAGAAAUUCAAAGAACUGGGAAGAAAUCAUUCCUGAAGAUCAAAGACGACGAUUAGAAGAAGAGGAAAGACAAAAGGAACUUGAAGAAAUUUAUAUGCUCCCCCGAAUGAGAAACUGUGCAAAACAGAUUAGUUUCAAUGGAAGUGAAGGGAGGCGCAGUAGAAGUAGGAGAUACUCUGGAUCUGAUAGUGAUUCAAUAUCAGAAAGAAAAAGGCCAAAGAAACGUGGAAGACCACGAACUAUCCCUCGGGAAAACAUUAAAGGAUUUAGUGAUGCAGAAAUUCGGCGGUUUAUCAAGAGUUACAAGAAAUUUGGUGGCCCUCUGGAAAGAUUAGAUGCAAUUGCUCGAGAUGCUGAAUUAGUUGAUAAGUCAGAGACAGAUCUCAGACGACUAGGAGAGUUGGUACAUAAUGGUUGCAUUAAAGCUUUAAAGGACAACUCUUCAGGAACAGAACGAACAGGUGGUAGACUUGGAAAAGUAAAGGGCCCAACAUUCCGAAUAUCAGGUGUACAGGUGAAUGCCAAGCUGGUCAUCUCCCAUGAAGAAGAAUUAAUACCGCUGCACAAAUCCAUUCCUUCAGAUCCAGAAGAAAGAAAGCAGUAUAUCAUCCCAUGCCACACGAAGGCAGCUCAUUUUGAUAUAGACUGGGGCAAAGAAGAUGAUUCCAAUUUGUUAAUUGGUAUCUACGAAUAUGGAUAUGGAAGCUGGGAAAUGAUUAAAAUGGAUCCUGACCUCAGUCUGACACACAAGAUUCUUCCAGAUGAUCCUGAUAAAAAACCACAAGCAAAACAAUUACAGACACGUGCGGACUACCUCAUCAAAUUACUUAGUAGAGAUCUUGCAAAAAAAGAAGCUCAGAGGCUUUCUGGUGCAGGAGGUUCAAAAAGGCGAAAAGCAAGAGCUAAGAAGAAUAAAGCAAUGAAGUCUAUAAAAGUGAAAGAGGAAAUAAAGAGUGAUUCUUCUCCCUUGCCCUCAGAGAAGUCUGAUGAAGAUGAUGAUAAGGAUGAAAUCACUUCUGUGAAACAUCCAAACAAAAAAAUUAAAACAGAAAGAGACAGUGAAGAAAAAACUGAGCCAGAUGUUUGUAUAAAGAAGGAACCAGAAGAAAAGAGGGAAGCAAAAGAAAAGGAAAAUAAAAGAGAACUUAAAAGGGAGAUAAAAGAAAAAGAGGAUAAGAAAGAUAUAAAGGAAAAAGAUUUUAAAGAGAAAAGAGAAAACAAAGUAAAAGAAGCUAUACAGAAAGAAAAAGACAUAAAAGAAGAAAAGCUGAGUGAAUCCAAGUCUGAAAGCAAGGAAAGACCUAAGAAAUCUUCAGUGUUGGAUGCUCCAGUUCACAUCACCGCAAGUGGUGAACCAGUGCCCAUAGCGGAAGAAUCUGAAGAGCUGGAUCAGAAGACAUUCAGCAUUUGUAAAGAGAGGAUGAGGCCUGUCAAAGCAGCAUUGAAGCAGCUUGAUAGGCCUGAGAGAGGCCUUUCGGAAAGAGAACAACUGGAACAUACUAGACAGUGCCUGAUAAAAAUCGGAGACCAUAUCACAGAAUGUCUGAAAGAGUAUACAAAUCCUGAACAAAUCAAGCAGUGGAGAAAAAACCUGUGGAUUUUUGUAUCUAAGUUUACUGAGUUCGAUGCAAGAAAAUUACAUAAAUUAUAUAAGCAUGCUAUUAAAAAACGGCAGGAAUCCCAGCAAAAUAAUGACCAGAACAGCAGCUUGAAUACGCAAGUGAUUAGAAAUCCAGAUGUGGAAAGAUUAAAAGAGAAUACAAAUCAUGAUGACAGCAGCAGGGACAGUUAUUCAUCUGACAGACACUUAUCUCAAUAUCAUGAUCAUCAUAAAGACCGACACCAGGGAGAUUCGUACAAGAAGAGUGACUCUAGGAAGAGACCUUAUUCUUCUUUUAGUAAUGGUAAAGAUCAUCGUGAUUGGGAUCACUACAAGCAAGACAGCAGAUAUUACAAUGAUAGAGAGAAACACAGAAAACUGGAUGAUCACAGGAGUAGAGACCACAGAUCAAAUCUGGAAGGAAGUUUAAAAGACAGAACUCAUUCUGAUCAUCGUUCUCAUUCAGAUCAUCGGUUACAUUCAGACCAUCGAUCAAGUUCUGAAUAUGCACACCAUAAAUCUUCCAGGGAUUAUAGGUAUCACUCAGAUUGGCAGAUGGACCAUAGAGCUUCCAGUAGUGGUCCCAGAUCUCCACUAGACCAGAGGUCUCCUUAUGGCUCCAGAUCUCCAUUUGAACACUCAAUUGAACACAAAAGUACACCUGAGCAUACCUGGAGUAGUCGGAAAACAUAACAAAAACUGAUACUGUCUUUCUGGACUUUUCUUUUAGCCAUAUAUCAUAAACCAACACAGUAAUUGCCUUACAUGACUUGAAAGAUAUAAACAGAUCUUCUGUCAGUAGCAGUAUUGUUACUUCUUUCCAGGAUGCAAGGUCUAUUAUCCCAACAGAAGAGAAAAUAUUUUUAUAUUUAAGGAUUAUGCUGCACUGUACUACAAAUAUUGUAGUACUAUUUUUUUUCUUUUUUAAAGAAAUGGAAAAUGUUUACUAUUACAGGGACCUCAACACUGCCCUUCCAUGUAGGCUGGAUAAAACUGUUUUUAAGUCAGUGAUUUUAGACUGACGUCCAUUUAAAUUAUGUUUGUAUAUGAACUUUACUCUUACCUGUGAUCAUGUUUCAGGAAGGAAUGAAAGAGAGUUCUUUUCUUAAUAAAGAAAACACACUCAAGGACUUUAUUCACUUUCCAAAGCUACUUGUUUACAUUGUACACUGCGACCACCUUGCCGCUUUUCAUCACAAGCUUGAAUAUUUAAAUUCUGUACCUAUAUCUGUAAAAUAGCCAGGAAUUUCCUGUUUGUGAUCUAUUAUUAUGCCUUUUUACACACACACAAACAAUGGCUGUAAAUUAUUGUAAAUGAAUUAAAUGAGCUUUCCUUACUUCCUUCCCCUUCUCAGGCUUUUUUUGACUGUUCCUU
Messenger RNA from Budorcas taxicolor (takin), 6133 nucleotides. RefSeq names its product chromodomain helicase DNA binding protein 1 (gene CHD1). The record is from RefSeq and is a predicted model, not a curated record. The transcript has 36 exons. Lineage: Eukaryota; Metazoa; Chordata; Mammalia; Artiodactyla; Bovidae. Gene Ontology annotation, molecular function: histone binding; DNA binding; ATP binding. Bases 55 to 5451 code for a protein of 1798 amino acids. Gene Ontology annotation, cellular component: chromatin; nucleus. Gene Ontology annotation, biological process: nucleosome organization; regulation of transcription by RNA polymerase II.